AUGGAGAACCAAAACGCAUACAGAGGAAUAGCAUUGGAAUCCAUGCCACUCAAACUCUUAACAGGAAUCCCCAUCAAUAGGCUGACAGAGAAGCUUGAACCUGUUCUACCAGAGGAGCAGUUAGGUUUUAGGAAGGGACAGUCCACGAUCCUGGCAGUAGAAAAUAUGCUGGAACAAAUAAAACAUAUGACAGGAAGACCCAAAGGAAAACUAUAUAUGGUUUUUGUUGUCUACUCAAAAGCCUUUGACCUGGUCAACAGAAAGGUUUUAAUGGACAAACUGGAGGAACUAAUUGGAAGAACGAGUACAACAACCCUGAUAUCGAAUAUACUGGCAGAAAACCACAUACAGUUAGAAGAUGGAAUAGGCAUAUCUGAUUGGCUGCCACAGAUGAACAACAUCCUCCAAGGUGAUCCACUCAGCCCUAUCCUGUCACGCACGAUGUCACAAAAGGAAUGGUGGGAACAAGCACAUACAUAUAUGCUGAUGAUAUGGCCAUUGCAGUGA
Messenger RNA from Schistocerca piceifrons (Central American locust), 507 nucleotides. RefSeq lists its product as uncharacterized. Lineage: Eukaryota; Metazoa; Arthropoda; Insecta; Orthoptera; Acrididae. The coding region runs from base 1 to 507 and encodes 168 amino acids. The record is from RefSeq and is a predicted model, not a curated record. The transcript has a single exon.